Lolium perenne is the source of this 1416-nucleotide messenger RNA. Its product is annotated as vesicle-associated protein 4-1. Lineage: Eukaryota; Viridiplantae; Streptophyta; Magnoliopsida; Poales; Poaceae. Gene Ontology annotation, cellular component: endoplasmic reticulum membrane; plasma membrane. The record is from RefSeq and is a predicted model, not a curated record. Gene Ontology annotation, biological process: endoplasmic reticulum membrane organization.
CGGGGAAGGGGAAGAAAGCAGGCGUAGCUGCUGAGGCGACCCCACCGCGCGCCGCCCAUUAAGAACAGCCAACGCGCACGCGCUCAACCUCAACCUCAACUGCAGCUCCCCUCCUCUCUUCUCCUUCUCCACCCCAAUAAUAUUCUUCUUCCUCCACCUCCACUCGCCGCCCAGCGAUUCCAACCAAACAACCCACCAUACGCCCGACGAUGAAGGGCUGACUUAUACCUCUGCCGGUUCCGGUGCUUCAGGGGGCGGUCACCGUGCCGUGCCGUGUUGGAGGGGCGCGCAGCCGCGCGCGACCAGCAGCAACAGGGGGACGACGACCCGGCGGAGGGGGCUUUUGACGCAUGCCGCUCUGGGGGACCGCGUCCGGCCCGCCGCCGCCUAUGGCAGAGGGAGGAGGAGGCGCCGAGGGGUCGGCCGGCUCCUCGUCGUCGUCCGGCGCCGCGGCGAUACGCUCGCUGCUGCCCACCAGGCGCCGGCUCAGGCUCGACCCGCCGUCCAAGCUCUACUUCCCAUAUGAGCCCGGCAAGCAGGUUCGGAGCGCGAUUAGGAUCAAGAACGUCAGCAAGUCGCAUGUGGCCUUCAAGUUCCAAACAACAGCACCCAAGAGCUGCUUCAUGAGGCCUCCUGGCGGCAUACUGGCUCCAGGUGAAACUAUCAUAGCAACAGUGUUCAAGUUUGUGGAGCAUCCUGAGAACAACGAGAAACCUUUAGAUCAGAAGUGCAAGGUUAAGUUCAAGAUUGUUAGCCUCAAGGUCAAAGGGCCUGUGGAGUAUGUCCCAGAAUUGUUCGAUGAGCAGAAAGAGCAGGUUGCGGUUGAGCAAAUUCUGCGGGUAGUGUUCUUGGAUGCUGAGCGUCCUAGCGCACAACUGGACCGACUCAAGCGUCAACUUGCUGAAGCUGAAGCCGCCCUCGAGGCACGCAAGAAACCUCCAGAGGACACAAGCCCCCGCAUUGUUGGCGAGGGUCUUGUGAUCGAUGAAUGGAAGGAACGAAGAGAGAGAUAUCUUGCUCGCCAGCAAAUUGAAGGAGUUGAUUCAGUAUAAACAUUUUGAGACUGCAAAGCAUCACUUUGAACGUACAUACCGUUGUAUCGCUGCCACACGUCGUCCUUCCACCCCAUUUGUUCAUGGUUUUCAAGCUAUUGGGAUGUGUCGGCUGGGAACAAGAAUGAGGCUUUGUGUAAUUAGGAUUUGAGCUUCACGCUGCAUUUCUUUCCAGGGUCUCCAUGUAUAUAGUGAGUAAGAGAUUGAUAAUAAUAUCUUCUGUGAUAAAUCAUGUACGUGGUGUUGUAGAUUUAGACAUGGGACUGUGUUCCAUUCCCUAGCUGCUGUUCCUAUCAAUACCAAAUGUAAUUUACCUGAAAACACUCUUCAAAGUGCUUAAUGGGAGUUAUAUCCGUUGUCGUUA